Molecule: messenger RNA, 1749 nt
Organism: Macadamia integrifolia
Lineage: Eukaryota; Viridiplantae; Streptophyta; Magnoliopsida; Proteales; Proteaceae
Product: trans-cinnamate:CoA ligase, peroxisomal-like
Exons: 1
Coding region: 1-1749 (582 amino acids)
Source: RefSeq, a predicted model, not a curated record
AUGGAUAUGCUUCCCAAGUGUCCUGCCAACUAUGUACCACUUAGUCCCAUUACCUUCCUCCCUAGAGCAGCUUCCGUGUAUGGAAACGACCCCUCUAUCAUCUAUGGUGGAACCAAGUUCAUGUGGAGUGAGACAUACGAGCGUUGUCUUCGCCUUGCCUCUUCUCUCCGGUCUCUUCACAUCUCCAAGAAUGAUGUGGUCUCAGUCCUGGCCCCAAACAUUCCAGCUCUUUAUGAGAUGCAUUUUGCUGUGCCCAUGGCUGGAGCUGUCCUAAACACCAUCAACACAAGGCUAGAUGCAAACACCAUUGCCACCAUUCUCAAACAUUCCGGUGCUAAGAUCUUCUUCGUUGAUUACCAAUAUGUGUCACUGGCAACCGAUGCAAUUGGGUUACUAGUUCCCAACUCUAAGCCAUUAGUAGUUGGUAUAGACGAAAUCGAUUCCCCGACCGGAAUUCGCCUAGGAGAGCUCGAGUACGAGCAACUCAUCCACCACGGCAAUUCCCGGUAUAUUCCGGAGCUGCUCCAAGAUGAAUGGGAUCCAAUUGCGCUCAAUUACACGUCCGGCACCACUUCGGCACCUAAGGGAGUUGUGUAUAGCCAUAGAGGCACCUAUCUAAGCACCAUGAGCCUCCUACUACAAUGGAAAGUGGGAGUGGGUAGCGAAGUAGUGUACCUAUGGUCACUCCCCAUGUUCCACUGCAAUGGGUGGACAUUCACGUGGGGUGUCGCCGCUCGCGGCGGCGCCAAUGUGUGCAUUCGCAACACAUCUGCCCCCAGCAUGUAUAAGGCGAUUGCCGAACACAAGGUGACGCACAUGUGUUGCGCGCCAAUUGUGUUCAACAUCCUUCUCGAGGGAAGCCCGGUGGAGAGUCGUUCCAAUGGGCCAGUGGAGAUACUCACCGGUGGUGCACCACCACCGGCACCAAUACUAGAGAAGAUCAAAAAACUAGGGUUCCAUGUGACACACGCUUACGGGUUGACGGAGGCGACCGGACCGGCGUUAGUGUGUGAGUGGCAAGCCAAGUGGGAUCACCUGCCAUGCCAAGAGCAGGCGAAUCUGAAAGCCCGGCAAGGCAUCAGUGUUCUUAGUUUGGCUGAUGUGGAUGUGAAAAAUUUGGAAACCAUGGCUAGUGUUCCAAGAGAUGGGAAAUCUCUAGGUGAGAUUGUGCUGCGUGGAAGUAGCAUCAUGAAGGGUUACUUCAAAGAUCCAGAAGCAACUGCUAAGGCCUUCAAGGAUGGAUGGUUUCUCACAGGGGAUGUUGGUGUGAUCCACCCAGAUGGGUAUUUAGAAAUCAAGGACAGAUCAAAGGAUGUGAUCAUCUCUGGUGGGGAAAACAUCAGCAGCGUUGAAGUGGAAUCUCUCCUAUAUAAGCAUCCAAGAGUGUUGGAAGCUGCAGUUGUUGCAAUGCCUCAUCCACACUGGGGAGAAACCCCUUGUGCUUUCAUAACACUCAAUAGUGAAAAGGGAGAAGUGAAGGAAGGAGAAGAAGAAGGAGAAGGAGAAAUUAUUUCAUAUUGUUUAAAGAAUCUGCCACGUUUCAUGGCUCCCAAAAGGGUUGUGAUAAUGGAUGAGCUCCCAAAGACUGCUACAGGGAAGAUUCAGAAGUUUCAGUUGAGAGCUUUGGCUAAGACUUUUACUGUUUCAGGGAGCUCAACAAUGACCCCUCAAAGCAGGAAUCAGAGAUCACAGGAUAAACUUCAGAAGCCAUUAAUGGAGGAACCUGUAUCAGCCAUGUCUCGCCUUUGA